Messenger RNA from Drosophila serrata, 2127 nucleotides. It is a transcript of the gene dsf, whose product is annotated as nuclear receptor dissatisfaction. NCBI's taxonomy places the organism in Eukaryota, Metazoa, Arthropoda, Insecta, Diptera, Drosophilidae. Gene Ontology annotation, biological process: regulation of DNA-templated transcription. Gene Ontology annotation, molecular function: sequence-specific DNA binding; DNA-binding transcription factor activity; zinc ion binding. The record is from RefSeq and is a predicted model, not a curated record.
AUGGGCACAGCUGGUGAUCGUCUGCUAGACAUACCCUGUAAGGUCUGUGGCGAUCGUAGCUCUGGAAAGCACUAUGGCAUCUAUAGCUGCGAUGGCUGCUCCGGUUUCUUCAAGCGGAGCAUUCAUCGCAAUCGCAUUUACACCUGCAAAGCCACCGGCGAUCUGAAAGGUCGCUGUCCCGUGGACAAAACCCAUCGGAAUCAGUGUCGCGCCUGUCGCCUUGCCAAGUGCUUUCAAUCGGCCAUGAACAAGGAUGCUGUGCAACAUGAGCGUGGUCCCAGGAAACCCAAGUUGCAUCCACAGCUCCAUCAUCAUCAUCAUCAUGCUGCAGCCGCUGCAGCAGCGGCUCAUCAUGCAGCAGCGGCGCAUCAUCAUCAUCAUCAUCACCAUCAUGCCCAUGCCCAUGCUGCAGCCGCUCAUCAUGCAGCCGCUGCUGCAGCGGCUGCUGCGGGUUUGCAUCAUCAUCACCAUGCCGGUGGCCACCUGCCCGUCUCCCUGGUGACCAAUGUCUCGGCCUCGUUCAAUUACACGCAGCACAUCUCCACUCAUCCACCUCCGCCGGCUGGUGCUUCGGGUGGCUUCCACCAAGCACCAGCUUUGCCGGGUCACCAUCUUCAUGGACAGCAGCAACCGCACCAGCAACAGCAGCAGCAGCAGCAGCAGCAGGUGCAUGCAACGGCCUUCCACCAUCCAGGACAUCCAGCACAUGCACUGGCUCCUCCUCAUGGUGGCAGCAAUCCAGGCGGAAACUCCAGUUCGAUCUCGAGCAGUGGAUCCACCAGCGGUGGGGGAGCGUCUUUGCCCUUCCCAUCGCACCUGCUGCACCACAAUCUCAUAGCGGAAGCGGCCAGCAAGUUGCCAGGAAUAACGGCUAGUGCUGUGGCAGCUGUGGUUUCCUCUACCACGACACCUUACCCCACCGCCGCCCAGGUGGUGAAUCCUAAUAACAACAACUACUCCUCACCUUCGCCUAGCAAUUCUAUACAAUCGAUCUCCAGUAUUGGUUCCCGAAGUGUGGGUGGUGCAGGAGAAGAGGAGGGUCUUAGCCUGAGUCUGGGCAGUGAGAGUCCUCGAGUGAAUGUGGAGACAGAGACACCUUCGCCAUCGGCAUCGCCACCCUUAAGUGCUGGCAGCAUCUCGCCGGCGCCCACGUUGACCACUUCCUCGGGCUCGCCGCAGCCUCCUCGACAGCCUCCCUCCCGCCACAGUCUCAGCGAGGCUACCACGCCCCCUAGUCAUGCCUCCCUAAUGAUCCGCAGCAAUAACAACAAUAAUAAUAAUAACAAUAAUAAUAAUAAUGGAGAACACAAGCAAUCCAGCUUUACAUCAGGAUCACCUACACCCACCACACCCACACCACCGCCUUUGGGCUCAAGGAUGGGGACAAGUGCUUGUCCUACGGGUUCAGCCUCAAAUGGUUUCCUGGAGCUGCUGCUCAGUCCGGACAAGUGCCAGGAGCUCAUCCAAUACCAGGUGCAGCACAAUACAUUGCUUUUCCCGCAGCAACUGCUGGACUCACGGCUGUUGUCCUGGGAAAUGCUGCAGGAGACGACGGCGCGGUUGCUUUUCAUGGCAGUUCGGUGGGUCAAGUGCCUCAUGCCCUUCCAGACGCUCUCCAAGAAUGAUCAGCAUUUGCUGUUGCAGGAGUCCUGGAAGGAACUGUUUCUGCUUAACCUGGCUCAGUGGACUAUUCCUUUGGAUCUUACGCCCAUUCUGGAGUCACCUCUUAUAAGGGAAAGGGUGCUGCAGGAUGAGGCCACUCAGACAGAGAUGAAAACCAUCCAGGAGAUCCUGUGCCGCUUUAGACAAAUCACACCCGAUGGCAGUGAAGUGGGUUGCAUGAAGGCAAUUGCCUUGUUUGCUCCUGAAACCGCUGGCCUUUGUGAUGUCCAACCGGUUGAGAUGCUGCAGGAUCAGGCACAAUGUAUCCUCUCGGAUCAUGUGCGUCUUCGUUAUCCCCGUCAGGCUACUCGCUUUGGGAGACUUCUACUCCUCCUGCCCUCUCUGAGGACCAUUAGGGCUGCCACCAUUGAGGCUCUGUUCUUCAAGGAAACCAUUGGAAAUGUCCCAAUUGCCCGACUCUUGCGUGACAUGUACACCAUGGAGCCGGCCCAGGUGGACAAGUAA